GCACACAACACAAAGACCAAUCAAACGAGAGGAGCAAGCAGCCAGUCCAGUGGUCGGCGAGUCGGACACGCCUGAACCCUCCGUUUCCGACUCGUCUCCGCAUCGCGCGAGGCGGUCGUCUGCGGCGCACGAUGGCGGCGGCAGCGGCUCGGGUUCCCCCGGUGGCGGCGGCGCGGGUGGGGCUGCUGUACGACGAGCGGAUGUGCGCGCACGCGACCCCGGACGGGGAGGAGCACCCGGAGAACCCCGAGCGGCUGCGCGCCAUCUGGCGCAAGCUCAACGCCGAGGGCAUCGCGUCCAGGUGUGUGGCCCUUAAGGCAAAGGAAGCCGAGGACAAGUACAUAGCUUCUGUUCAUAGCAAGAACCAUAUAAAGCUGAUGAGGGAAAUCAGCUCGAAAAAGUAUGAUUCCAGCAGAAACAAGAUUGCUAGGAAAUUCAAUUCGAUUUACUUCAACAAGGGCUCCUCAGAGUCUGCUUUACUUGCAGCUGGUUCUGUCAUAGAGGUAGCUGAGAAGGUCGCUGCUGGUGAGUUAAGUUCUGCUAUUGCUCUAGUCAGACCUCCAGGCCACCAUGCAGAACAUGACAAGGCAAUGGGAUUUUGCCUCUUCAACAAUGUGGCAGUUGCAGCUAAUUAUCUCUUAAACGAGAGGCCCGAUUUAGGUAUCAAGAAGAUAUUGAUUGUCGAUUGGGAUGUUCACCAUGGAAAUGGCACACAGAAAAUGUUUUAUAAUGAUCCUCGUGUAUUGUUCUUUUCAGUUCACAGGUUUGAUUAUGGAAGCUUCUAUCCUGCUCAAGGGGAUGCUUCUCAUUGUUUUAUUGGGGAAGAAGCUGGCAAUGGGUAUAAUAUUAAUGUACCCUGGGAGCAUGGGAGGUGUGGUGAUGCAGAUUAUAUUGCUGCAUGGGACCAUGUACUGCUUCCUGUUGUUGAAGCUUAUGAUCCUGAUAUAAUACUGGUGUCUGCUGGGUUUGAUGCAGCACUGGGUGAUCCUCUUGGUGGCUGCUGCAUCACUCCAAAUGGAUAUGCACUGCUACUAACAAAGCUGUUAGGAUUUGCUCAAGGAAGGAUAGUGAUGGCCCUUGAAGGAGGUUAUAACCUUAGGUCCAUAGCAUAUUCAGUUUUUGCUUGUGCAAAAGUUUUGUUGGGAGACAAAUUCACAUUUAAUUCUCCAGAGAUGCCGCCAUUCGAAUCUACAUGGAGAGUUAUACAAGCGGUACGCAAUGAAUUGAAGACAUGCUGGCCUGUUUUGAGUAGUAAGCUGCCAAAGAAUGUAACAUUGAGGAUUGGGCCUUCACCGAAUGAUCUCUACGCUUCCUCUGGUUGUGAGUCCGAUGGCGAAGAUGUUAAUGAGCUCUCUGGUGCUGUUUCAUCCGUCAAUAUUAUUCAAGUUGCUGAUGAUGCUGUAAGUGAGCGACUCUCAAAAAUGAAACUUGAUGAAGACAACCAUGCAAUGAAGGCUACCUCAAGUUGCUCAACAGCAGAGCAACAGCAACAUCCAACUGAUUCAGUUGGAGCACAUAAUGAUGCAUCUGUGGUGGUAUCCAAAAGAAUAUCCGAUCUAUCUGUCACUUGGCGAUCAGUUUUAUCAAGAACUUAUGUUUGGUAUUCCAGCUUUGGUUCAAACAUGUGGAAGCCAAGGUUUAUGUGCUAUAUUCAAGGGGGAAAGGUUGAGGGUAUGAGUAUACCAUGUUGUGGAUCACGUGACACAAGCUCACCAAGAGGAACCAUGUGGAAGACUGUUCCUCACAGGUUGCUUUUCGGUAGAUCCUCUACCCCCUGUUGGGGCACUGGUGGUGUUGCUUUUCUCAACCCUGAGAUAAAUUACAAUGAGAAGUCUUAUGUCUUCAUGUAUAAAAUAACGCUUGAGCAGUUCAAUGAUGUCUUGUUUCAAGAGAACCGUUUAGUGCUGGAGAGCAGCAAAGAUGGAAACAUUGAGUAUCCUGACUCUCCUUUGAUCGGUUCAUCUGAAAUGGAGUUUAUGUCUACAAACAAAGCUCUUCAUCUUGAACCUAUUAAGGAUAGCUGGUACUCGAAUGUACUUUAUCUUGGAAAGGAGGAUGACCUUCCAAUUCUUAGUAUGACAUGCCCCUCGUCAGAUAUCGAGCGGUACAAAUCUGGUGAGCUACCAUUAUCACCUCCCUCGAAGACCUACGCUGCCACUCUGAUAAAGGGGCUUGUGGAAGGGAACCAGCUAGAUGAAGCCGAAGCCGCCAGUUACAUCAAUGUUGCAGCUGCAAGAGGCUUGUGAAGGCCGCUUCACCAUGUGUUCUGUACAGACAAUAGGGAGGGAUUGCUAGGUGUGUAAAGAUACCAGCUUGAUUGGGAACUAGGGUUGCUGUCUAGGGUUCAUUAUCCGCAAAUGGAGAAUCUGGAUCCGAUUUGAACUGGGCAGGAUCGUUGGAGCCUGCCCUUAGCUUGAUCAUUGGUGCUCUCCCUGCAUUGUUUAGUUGAGGGGUUGAGAAACACGAGUGGCGAAGUUGCAGCAGAUGCAACGCUGGUGCUUUGUCUAACGUAUUUGGCACGGUAUGCCCGUGAAAUUGUUUCUGCUGGUGUUGCCCAUAGCUUCCUGAUGAAAGGGAGGCCUAUUGUUACUAUUGUUUUGGUGGUGAA
Phragmites australis (common reed) is the source of this 2608-nucleotide messenger RNA. Its product is annotated as histone deacetylase 5-like. The transcript has 13 exons. Lineage: Eukaryota; Viridiplantae; Streptophyta; Magnoliopsida; Poales; Poaceae. The record is from RefSeq and is a predicted model, not a curated record. Gene Ontology annotation, biological process: chromatin organization. Gene Ontology annotation, molecular function: histone deacetylase activity. Gene Ontology annotation, cellular component: histone deacetylase complex. The coding region runs from base 132 to 2246 and encodes 704 amino acids.